Tremella mesenterica DSM 1558 is the source of this 504-nucleotide messenger RNA. RefSeq lists its product as uncharacterized. The annotation marks the transcript as partial. The record is from RefSeq and is a predicted model, not a curated record. The transcript has 5 exons. Lineage: Eukaryota; Fungi; Basidiomycota; Tremellomycetes; Tremellales; Tremellaceae.
UCUUAUCCACAUCCUCAUGCAGCUCUUCAACAACUUCAAAAUCGUAUUUCAACCUAUCUCCUUCGAUCUUAUCCCAUCCGAGAUCUUCCACUCAACAUCCGACCAGCUAUAGUCUUUUUGACAGCAACAUGGCUUUUGUUAUUAGGUAUACUGGGUAUGGCCCCAUUACCAGAAUUACCAGUCAAUGAUAAAGCUUUACAUUUCUUUGGGCUCGGCUUUGCUACUUUUUUACUCUACUACGUUAUCGAAGUACCCGAAGGUCCAGCGAGAAGAGUAUGGUAUAUCCGUCGAGCGCCUCUUCUCUUGACUCUCAUAUUAAGUUUCUUCUUUGGGGGAAUAGUGAGCGAUAACUCUCAGGCAAAUUUACUCGGAUCAACUUUAUUCCUUUACCUAGCUCAUAUACUACAUCGACGUUCCCGUCGAAGAUCAGAACGUCAAGCAUUAUACCAACCUUUAGAUAGUUCGACCUACCGUGAUGCUCAAGGUCGAGAACAUACUUUCGAU